Angiostrongylus costaricensis is the source of this 948-nucleotide messenger RNA. NCBI's taxonomy places the organism in Eukaryota, Metazoa, Nematoda, Chromadorea, Rhabditida, Metastrongylidae. The record is from the annotation of a GenBank genome assembly.
AUGUCCUCUGUACCCAAGUAUCCUUUCGUACUCAAGUUUCUUGUUUUCAGGCGUCAUCUGAUUUCUCGUGCCGAAGACGCAGCCAUCUCUUGCUUUGCUCACAAUCUCAGGCAUUUAUUUUGGCGAGAAGGGGUGAACUCGGCUUUCGUAAUCGCCCUUGAUCCUGGUUUUUCCGCUUGCAAAGCGGCUCUUUUAACUCCUACAGGUUCGGUCAUUGAAACUUCCGAGUUUUCGUUCAAUACUAAGUCGUUCAAUGGACGUGCGGAAGCUGUACUGAAAGAAUGGACUGAGCACGCUGGUGACAGACCCGUGGUCGUUGCUAUCGGCAAUGGUAAAGCAUCACUGGAGACACAGCAGGCCAUUGCGAGCAUGAUUCGCAGCAGAAAAUUCGCACCUAAAGACGUCAAAUUUUGUGUUGUUCCUGAAGAUGGCGCGUCAAAGUAUAGCAUCACACCACUUGCCGAGAAGGAUCUGCCGAAUAUGCCGCCGACUCAGCGAAGCGCAGUAUCGAUCGGUCGUCGGUUAAUCGAUCCGAUGGGUGAGUAUGUGAAAAUUGAUCCGAAACAUCUUGGAAUGGGCAUGUAUCAGGUGUGCUGUUUCUUUUUAUUCGCUUUGUUUAAAUUACGUAUCCGAAAUUGGAAGGGCGCGUGUAGCGCAGUGGUCGGAGUCGCCUUGCGGCACACACGUGGAAUCGAUCUCUGCGCUCAUUCUCCACCAAGCCUUCCACUCUCCAGGGUCGGUAAAUUGGUACCAGACUUGUCUGGGAAGAUAGCAGCACUGGAUCGGUGCAUCAGUAGGCCACUGCGGGUCAUUGUAAAGGCCAGAUAUGUAUUCAGCCACCUCCAAAUGAUGGUUAGUGAAGUUGAAUGCAUGGCGUAUCCCUCAGGGAUUGAUCAACGCCGAGAGCUUUGUCCUUUAUUUACCCUUUAUUCAAAAUCGGAGAUGUGA